This is a messenger RNA of Penicillium cataractarum, 1608 nucleotides long. Its product is annotated as threonine synthase THR4. Gene Ontology annotation, molecular function: pyridoxal phosphate binding; threonine synthase activity. Gene Ontology annotation, biological process: L-threonine biosynthetic process. The record is from RefSeq and is a predicted model, not a curated record. Bases 1 to 1608 code for a protein of 535 amino acids. NCBI's taxonomy places the organism in Eukaryota, Fungi, Ascomycota, Eurotiomycetes, Eurotiales, Aspergillaceae. The transcript has 5 exons.
AUGUCCCAGCGUUAUCUUAGUACUCGUGGUAGCGAGUCUGGACGUUCCUUUGAGGAUGUUGUGAUGAAGGGUCUUGCCUCAGAUGGCGGUCUGUUCAUUCCUGAGGAGAUCCCUUCUCUGCCCGCUUCGUGGGAGUCCGAAUGGCGGGACUUGUCCUUCGCCGAGCUGGCCCACCGUAUCAUGUCCCUGUAUAUCUCCCCCUCCGAAAUCCCCUCCGAGGACCUCAAGACCAUCAUCGACAAGUCCUACUCCACAUUCCGCCACCCCGAGCGCACCCCGGUCGCCGCAUUGGACCCCAAGGACAACCUGUACCUGUUGGAGCUCUUCCACGGCCCAACUUUCGCUUUCAAGGAUGUCGCCCUUCAAAGUCUGGGUAACUUCUUCGAAUACUUCCUUGUGCGCAAGAACGCGGGCAAGACUGGCAAGGACCGCCACCACUUGACCAUCGUUGGCGCAACUUCGGGCGAUACUGGUUCUGCUGCUAUCUACGGUCUGCGUGGCAAGAAGGAUGUCUCCGUGUUCAUCCUCUUCCCCAAGGGUAAGGUCAGCCCUAUCCAGGAGGCUCAGAUGACCAGUGUGCUUGAUGCCAAUGUGCACAACCUCACUGUUGAGGGAUCCUUCGAUGACUGCCAGGAUAUUGUCAAGGCCUUGUUCGCCGACCCUGAUAUCAAUAAGACUCACAACAUUGGCGCUAUUAACUCGAUCAACUGGGCCAGAAUUCUCGCACAGAUCACCUACUACUUCUACUCAUAUCUCUCCCUCACUAAGUCUUCCAACUACGUUAAGGGCUCUGGAGUCCGCAUGGUCGUGCCCUCCGGAAACUUCGGCGACAUCUUGGCUGGAUGGUUCGCUAAGCAGAUGGGCCUGCCAGUCUCUAAGCUUGUUGUCGCGACUAACGAGAACGACAUUCUCGACCGUUUCUUCCGUACCGAAGGUCACUACACUAAGAAGCCUCUCGGCGCAGUCACGGAUGAGGGCGUCAAGGAGACCCACAGUCCCGCCAUGGACAUCCUGGUCAGCAGCAACUUCGAGCGUCUCCUCUGGUUCUUCGCAUUCCAGACCGACAAGGCCAGCACCGCCGAGGAGCGCCGCCAGCACGCCUGCGAGAGCGUCAGCAGCUGGUUGAACAAGCUCAAGACCGAGGGCGGCUUCCAGGUCCCCGCUGCCGUCAUUGAGGCCGCCAAGGCCGAGUUCGAGAGUGAGCGUGUCAGCAACGAGGAGACCAUCACCACUAUCCGCGAUACCUACAAGACCUGCUUCCCCACCGACCUCCCCGCAGGUAGCCCCAAGAGCUCCAAGACCGGCGGCUACAUUCUCGACCCGCACACCGCCGUUGGUGUCGCUGCUUCCCGCCGCUCUAUCCAGCGUAACCCCGGUGUUAACCACAUCUCGCUGUCCACAGCCCACCCUGCCAAGUUCGCUAGCGCCGUUGACCUGGCGCUGAGCAACGAGGAUGGUUACAGCUUCAGCGAGGUUCUCCCCGAGGAGUUCGUUGGUCUUGAGCAGCGCGAGCGCCGCGUUACGGCCGUUCCUCACGGUGCUGGCUGGGAGGGUGUCCGUGAGAUUGUCAAGGCCGAGGUUGAGCAGGAGCUUGAGGGUCUGCGUUAG